This is a messenger RNA of Oncorhynchus keta (chum salmon), 1610 nucleotides long. RefSeq names its product dentin sialophosphoprotein-like. The record is from RefSeq and is a predicted model, not a curated record. NCBI's taxonomy places the organism in Eukaryota, Metazoa, Chordata, Actinopteri, Salmoniformes, Salmonidae. The transcript has 4 exons. The coding region runs from base 176 to 1495 and encodes 439 amino acids.
GAGAGCUGAGCAGUGAUGAGAGAGACAGCAGCAGAGGAGAAGGUGAGGAGAGAAGAGAGCUGAGCAGUGAUGAGAGAGACAGCAGUGGAGGAGAAGGUAAGGAGAGAAGAGAGCUGAGCAGUGAUGCGAGAGACAGCAGUGGAGGAGUAGGUGAGGAGAGGAGAGCUGAGCAGUGAUGAGAGAGACAGCAGCAGAGGAGAAGGUGAGGAGAGGAGAGCUGAGCAGUGAUGAGAGAGACAGCAGUGGAGGAGAAGGUAAGGAGAGAAGAGAGCUGAGCAGUGAUGAGAGAGACAGCAGUGGAGGAGAAGGUAAGGAGAGAAGAGAGCUGAGCAGUGAUGCGAGAGACAGCAGUGGAGGAGAAGGUAAGGAGAGAAGAGAGCUGAGCAGUGAUGAGAGAGACAGCAGUGGAGGAGAAGGUAAGGAGAGAAGAGAGCUGAGCAGUGAUGCGAGAGACAGCAGUGGAGGAGAAGGUAAGGAGAGAAGAGAGCUGAGCAGUGAUGAGAGAGACAGCAGUGGAGGAGAAGGUAAGGAGAGAAGAGAGCUGAGUAGUGAUGAGAGGGACAGCAGUGGAGGAGAAGGUGAGGAGAGAAGAGAGCUGAGCAGUGAUGAGAGAGACAGCAGUGGAGGAGAAGGUAAGGAGAGAAGAGAGCUGAGCAGUGAUGAGAGAGACAGCAGUGGAGGAGAAGGUAAGGAGAGAAGAGAGCUGAGUAGUGAUGAGAGGGACAGCAGUGGAGGAGAAGGUGAGGAGAGAAGAGAGCUGAGCAGUGAUGAGAGAGACAGCAGUGGAGGAGAAGGUAAGGAGAGAAGAGAGCUGAGCAGUGAUGAGAGAGACAGCAGCAGAGGAGAAGGUGAGGAGAGAAGAGAGCUGAGCAGUGAUGAGACAGACAGCAGUGGAGGAGAAGGUAAGGAGAGAAGAGAGCUGAGCAGUGAUGAGAGAGACAGCAGUGGAGGAGAAGGUAAGGAGAGAAGAGAGCUGAGUAGUGAUGAGAGGGACAGCAGUGGAGGAGAAGGUGAGGAGAGAAGAGAGCUGAGCAGUGAUGAGAGAGACAGCAGUGGAGGAGAAGGUAAGGAGAGAAGAGAGCUGAGCAGUGAUGAGAGAGACAGCAGCAGAGGAGAAGGUGAGGAGAGAAGAGAGCUGAGCAGUGAUGAGACAGACAGCAGUGGAGGAGAAGGUAAGGAGAGAAGAGAGCUGAGCAGUGAUGAGAGAGACAGCAGUGGAGGAGGUGAGGAGAGAAGAGAGCUGAGCAGUGAUGAGAGAGACAGCAGUGGAGGAGAAGGUAAGGAGAGAAGAGAGCUGAGCAGUGAUGAGAGAGACAGCAGUGGAGGAGAAGGUAAGGAGAGAAGAGAGCUGAGCAGUGAUGCGAGAGACAGCAGUGGAGGAGUAGGUGAGAAGAGAAGAGAGCUGAGCAGUGAUGAGAGAGACAGCAGUAGAGGAGAAGGUGAGAAGAGAAGAGAGCGGAGUAGUGAUGAGAGAGAGCAGUGGAGGAGAAGGUAAGGAGAGGAGAGGAGAGAAGAGAGCUGAGCAGUGAUGAGAGAGACUGCAGUGGAGGAGAAGGUGAGGAGAGAAGAGAGCGGAGUAGUGAUGAGAGAGACAGCAGUGGAGGAGAAGG